AUGGAUAGACCAAGAUUUGCUCAGCAUAAGUUUGAAAGUAGGCGUGAAAAUUCGAUUUUUUUUAAGCUAAGCAUUAUAAAAAGUAAUAUUGGUAUGUGAUUUAUGUCAGAAUUAUGUUAAUUCAAAUAAAACAUCCAAAAAUUUUUUG
This is a messenger RNA of Chironomus riparius, 148 nucleotides long. The record is from the annotation of a GenBank genome assembly. Lineage: Eukaryota; Metazoa; Arthropoda; Insecta; Diptera; Chironomidae.